CAUGCCACAAUGGUGUACACAUUCUAAGAAGAUACAAGAGAAAAUAAUUAGAUACUCUAGUGAGCGGAGAUCAAAUGUAGCAUUCUAAGAAGGAAGAACCAACAAGAAACCAAAACGAAAGUUGUGUGACUCCCAACAAGUUCAACUAUUUCACUUCUCAACAAAGAAAAACCCUAGCCAUCUACCUCAGGAGCUUCCCUCUUCGUCUCCAACCCCUGUUCGCUCUCACCAAUCACAACAGAAAUGGCUGCCACAGCACCAGCAGAAGCUGGGUCCCAAUGGCCAUUCAGCUGUGACCUAGAAGUUGAUUUUGGACAUGAACAAAAUGCUGCUAUCGUAUGCGCAGCCUUAGCUGUUGAUAAGGAGUUGCAACCAGACAAGGUGAAACGACUCAUGGCAGUGUCUCAUGGAAAGCUUUCAGUGCACUUUGAGGCAACGGAAGCAAGAUUUCUUCGGGCAUCUUUUAGUGCUUUUGUAGAUGUCCUUACACUGGCCACAAAAACGAUUGAAGAAUUUGGUCAAGGAAUGGAAUUGUGACAUUUACUUUUCUUAUUCUUAAAGAAUGUAUUGCUACUCCAACCAUUAUAUAUAAUCCUAUUAGGUUUCUCAUAGUGUCUGCAUUUUUCACUUUCAUAUACUUUUAUAGGAUUCUGUUCCAAGAUUGUGUAACCAAGUUUUACUCAUUCAUGUGGCAAAAUUGAUAUUCUGCCACCAACAAAUUUAUGACUUCCAUCCAACUUGUAAAAAGAGGAAUGUUGCUUAUUGCUUUAAAUGGCAUUUAGGAAGAAAAUGGAAGUAGCUUUUUGGAUAAUUGGCAUGAACAAUAUUAUUUGAUAAGGAAAAAUAGAUACCAAAAUCAAGUAGAUUAGAAAAAUUUUUUGAUA
Messenger RNA from Arachis stenosperma, 884 nucleotides. RefSeq lists its product as uncharacterized. The transcript has 4 exons. Gene Ontology annotation, cellular component: EKC/KEOPS complex. NCBI's taxonomy places the organism in Eukaryota, Viridiplantae, Streptophyta, Magnoliopsida, Fabales, Fabaceae. The record is from RefSeq and is a predicted model, not a curated record. Bases 244 to 537 code for a protein of 97 amino acids.